AUGGAACAUAACAAAAUUCUAAGCAUAGUGUUUAAUAAAAUAGAUUUUGAAUUUCCGAUAUUAGUUCGAAAAAAUCAUAAUGUUCAAGAAAAUAAUGUGAUAAAAGCAAAAAGUCAACCUUCUGAUGAAUAUAAUUCCUUAAGUUCAUCUUUAAAUCAAAGCUAUGAGGAUAAGAAAAAAAAUUCAUCUCAUGAAACAUUACUUUACAGGAAACGUCGUUACUUGCAAUUCCCCGAAGGAAGCUCCUUGCAAUUAGUGUUUAAUGUUCUCCUUCCAAUAAUCGACUACACUAACUACGCUAUUUUAGGAAUAACUUGUGCUCUUGCAUUCGAACUACCAAGCAAACCUCUUAGUGAACUUGAGGAUGAACUAAUUACAAAACUUAAGAAAGAAAAUUAUGGAUUUUCUAAGAAUCACAAUAAAAACGAUCCAUUGAAAUAUAGUGAUGCAAGUCAUCAUAUUGAAAACCACCUUAAAGAUACGUUUUCGAAUUUAAUAUAUACUCAUCCAUCGGAAUAUGAAUAUCAAAGUUCAUAUAAUUCACCAUCAUCAGAGUUGUAUUUAAAUGGAAAUAAUAAUUAUAUUUCUGGACCUUAUAGUCCUGGCUUUAAUAAAAACAUUCCAGUGCAUUCUUACUAUCAUCGAUAUAACUCACCCUAUAAUAAUCUUAAAAAUGCUAAAUAUGAUGCGGGGAAAUUCUUUGAGUCGUUUUGGAAACCAAACUACUUCAAGAGCCCUUACAUUCGACGCCAAGAUGAAAUUCCCAAACGCAAAGAGCACGCUGUCUAUCAUAUCAUGGGAAAGCGGAGUAUCCAUCAUGGAAUAAAUCCAUCAACAUCUUUUGAAGGGAAUACCUUUUGGCUUAAAAAACUUGACCAAAUUCAUUUGCAAUACCAUCGUUCAUCUAGACAUGAACUAUAUUCAAAACUCGAAACUAUGCUUCACAGACAAGGCAAAAACGGAACUGAAUGCGUACUAAGAGCAUUAUGUGAAACUGGAAAUAGACGAAGUGAAACCAAACCUGGUGAACUAGUGACCGAAAUAUUUCGAGCUGUUUUUACCCUACCUAAGGAAUUGCAACCAUCGGAAUCAGGCAAAUAUAAAAAUUAUAACCCUGUGCAUAGAGCCCGAGAUGAUGCUCAUUGGAAUCAAAAGAAUUGCUCCGAAGCAUAUCCGUUAUGUGAAAAUUUUAUAUGGGAUGGUAAUUUUAGAAUUUACUAUAGGUUAUUGGUUGCAAUAAUACAUUUUUUGAAAAGUGUUCCAAACAUUGUGUUUAUCUUUUUGACAUUAAAAAUGCACUUGUCUAAUAAACAAUUCGGGAAAUCAAUGAAGUUUAUAUUCAUCACAUUGUCGUUUCUUAUUUGUGUUAAUUUUGUAAUGAUGGAUGAAUUAAUGAGUGGAAAUAAUUACGAGGGAAAUAAAGUUGAGAUGGGUCCGUCUGCGUCGCCGACAAAGCCCCAAACCUUUCGAAACAAUGAACAGAAGAAUACGGAAAUUCUUUUAAGAAAAAGGCGAUAUUUGACUUUUCCGUCAGGAAGUUCUUUUCAGUUGGUUUACGAUUUAAUCAUUGGUGUUGUGGACUAUACAAACUACUUAAUUCUCGGUGUGACAUCAGCCUUAGCUUGGCAACUGCCCAGCGAUGCCCCGAGUGAAAUUGUACAACAUUUGAAAGAAAAACUCAAUGAUGGUACCCUUGGUCUGGCUCGCAACGAUACAAUAGAAAAUAUUCAAUACAUUGAAACCAAACCAAAACUAAAACAAAAAUAUCCCCACAAAUCGGCUUACAUCACAACUUAUUCGGAUCCAUCUUUUCUAAAACCACAAUCGUCCUCAUUCUUUUCUAACAAUCAAUUUCACCCCCCAAUGCAUACGAAAUACUACAACUCUGGUCCGAUUUACUACACCAAGCCAGCAUCAUCGGCCUCCGGCAGGGUCCUUUCAAGGAAAUACCCACACAACAACAACAAAAACUAUCACAAUACAGAUAACCAUUCAAUACGAAGGAAUCCGCUCACAGAAUGGAAAUAUGGCAAAAUAAGAAAAGUUUCAGCAUCAACAUCAUCGCCAUCAUCAUCUUCUUCGUAUUUUCAUCCUUCGAAGUGGUCACAAUGGUGGAAGAAUUCUGGUAAACGGACGUCUUCUUCUUCAUCGCAUGGAAGCAGAAGGCCAGUGUAUGUUCGGCAGCAUAAAGUUCAUCCUGUAUUUGGAAAGAGAGGUGUAGACAAGCACAAUCGACAAAAACGUCAGGGCAUUGAUGGGCCAUCACUUACAAAAAUCGACAAGAUUCAUCUUCGAUACCAUCGCAGUACAAGACAGCAGCUUUACCUCAAAAUCGAGAAAUAUUUAGAGACGCACAAUAAAAAUGGCCACGAGUGUGUUUUGAAGGCGCUUUGUGAGACGGGUCAGAAAAGCCACGAAAAGGAGCCAGGGACAUUCGUUGGAGAAAUAAUGAGAUCAAUUUUUACAAUGCCAGAAAGCGAGGAUCCAGUUUAUAGUUAUAAGCAUAAGCUGUAUGACGAAGCACAUGCUCAUGAUGGAAAUUGUGUCGAAAGUUUUCCACUGUGUCCGGAUAGUCUUUGGAAGGCUGACUUUAUAUUUUAA
Molecule: messenger RNA, 2601 nt
Organism: Eupeodes corollae
Lineage: Eukaryota; Metazoa; Arthropoda; Insecta; Diptera; Syrphidae
Exons: 9
Coding region: 1-2601 (866 amino acids)
Source: RefSeq, a predicted model, not a curated record